Rotaria sp. Silwood1 is the source of this 429-nucleotide messenger RNA. NCBI's taxonomy places the organism in Eukaryota, Metazoa, Rotifera, Eurotatoria, Philodinida, Philodinidae. The record is from the annotation of a GenBank genome assembly.
AUGAAAUGGAAUAAAGAUGCAAAAAAAUGGAUUGUCGUCGCUGGAUUUCAAGGCGAAGGCAAUGGUCUGAGGCAAUUGUCAAAUCCUCGAGGACUAUUUGUCGAUGCCUUGGGUAUUCUCUACGUGGCAGAUUCGAUGAACCAUCGAGUGAUGUGUUACCGUCAAGGAGCAAAAGAGGGCGUUGUUAUUGUGGGUGGAAAUGGUCGAGGAGCCGAAGCUAAUCAGUUGAAUGAACUCGGAGAUUUACAACAAAAAAUUGAAGAAAAACAAAAACAUAUGUUAGAUAUUGAACAACGUUAUUUAAAUAAUCUUGAUCAAUUAGAAAAUAAUAAAAAAAAACAUUGGACAAACAAAGAUUGUUCUAAUAAUGAAGAUAAACUUUGUCGACAAUCAUCGAAAAUGCAACUAUUAUUAAAUGAAUCUAAUUAA